This is a messenger RNA of Durusdinium trenchii, 2081 nucleotides long. The record is from the annotation of a GenBank genome assembly. NCBI's taxonomy places the organism in Eukaryota, Dinophyceae, Suessiales, Symbiodiniaceae.
CUUGGACCUUGGAGCUCCUCUAACGGUUACUUCUAAGUAAACACGCAAAUUUGUAGGAUUUCUUGGUUGGACAAUCAGACUCACAGACCAUGCUAUCCAAGUUUCACAGCUUUCGUUCAUGGCCCGACCGUGAUUUUACGUGAGCACCCCUCAAGGCAAUUACCGUGGCGAUCUCGUUUGGCCCAAGACGGUAAAAGCAACACGCUCCUCGCGAAACGCAGACCGCGCCUUUUCUACCCUCACCAACUGCCAUGGCUGUGCGACCAGAGUCGGUUGAGGAGUGGUGUUUGUUGAUGCCCAACUUGCUUGAGACCAAUGGCUGGACCGUGGCUUUGACCACUGCUGAAGCGGCCUUGAUGCACAGCAGCUGUGCCUGGGGCGGACAUCUCCUGAAGUUCGAGCUGAAAGAUCUGGCGAUCCAAAACGCCCCUGAAGAUCCGGCCCAGAUCCUCGUGAGGCCUGAGGUGCGAGCCUUGCAUCAAGACAAUUGUCCCAUCAGCGGUGUGGAAGUGGGCUCCUCGGUGGGUUUCGUCGCUCCCGGAGAAGCCAUUGUCGAGGCGAGCAUUGCUCAGGAGGCCACCAUGAAGCUGUGCUCCGUGCUCUUUGGAGAUAUGGCAGGACAGGUCAUGGACUAUCUCUUCCGUGAUUCUGCGCCGGUGCCGUGGCAUCAGAAGAUCCGCAGAAAUUAUCCCCGAACGGGCGAUAGCGCGUGCGCCUUCUGGAAAGAAGACGAGGGCGAUGAGAGGCAGCACGAGUGCCUCAUCCUCACCCGCCCCAACAGCCACGGGGACCGUGGCCUGUGCUCGGCCUAUGUGGUUGUCCGCCUGUGCGAGGACCGCUUCGCGAACUGGGCCAGGGAACACUUCAGCCUGGUCCUGAGCUCGGCACGACGAACAGCCUUGUCUUACCUGAACCGCCCCGGGGUGGUGCAGCUACGGGAGCAAGACCGACGCUUCUACGUGAUCAUCUCCCUCCAAAGCUUCAAGCGUGGAAUGCCUCUCCUGCCAGCCUACAAGACUGAGCCUUCUUUGACCGAGAUCGACGCGGGCACGCCUUACGGGCUUCGGAGGUGGUUGAGGUAUGAGCUCAGCUCCUCGAAGUUUCAUUUGGCAGACUAUUUGAAGGUUUUCCUUCGACGCCUGGGAGUGGAGAUCGAGGCAUAUGAGACCUUGGAUGGCCAGACCUUGGUUCCCUACCAAUGCGCCGUACGUCGCGAUUGCUGGGAGCCAGUGCGAGACCUGUGCCUUCAGGCCUAUGCGCUGCAGAAGACCGCCUACCGCCGCGCCAACGGCGGCUCCGGCGCGCCGGGAAUGCACGACGAAGUGGCGGCGAAGUUCGUGAGCCAGGACCACUCCAACCUCAAGGAUCGUUUGAUGAAGGCGGUUGAGCCGCGCCUCGUGGUGCGCAAGACCUUCUUCGACGUGGAGAUGCCAGAUUCCGAGGACGAGCACUGUCGCCGUGCGGCCAGGAGGCCCAAGACCAUCGCGCUGGCACGCAGCACAGUGAUGGUGAUGUGAGCGUUUUGGUAUACCAAGAGGGGGUUCGGAAGGAAUGGACAAGGCGGCAAGUGGGAAGUUGGUGGAGCAGGAUGAAGCACAAAUUCUUGUUUCGUCGUGCUUCAGCGAUUUCCCAUGGCUGAAUUUAGAGGUGCGAAGAAGUUUUCCAUGGCUGCAAGGUGUUAUUCUUUCGGCCUGUCGUAGUGGCGGCUGACUUGUAAAGUUGUAUAGACGCUGCCGCCCAAAUCCUGUGACAUGCUACGUCCAUGCUCGGGUGCUAUUUAAUUUGACCUCUUGUGCCGUAUAUUGCGCAUCAACGAGGUUGUGCAAGAAUUCGAUGCAUUCCUGCUGCCUUUCUUCUGCGACCGCGGAAGGGAGUCAGCACCCCGCCUGCCGCUGUAAAGACAGCAGGCCUCACUGGAGUAGGAUUGUGAUCAGUUCCUUGUGCUGUAUCAAUGUGCAAGGGUAACGACCUCAUUUAAUCCGUGCUCUUCGUCGCCUAGGCGGAGACGCAGUGUACAGCGUUGACCACGCGACACUCGCGACUCCUGGUAGUUCGGCCAAAGAGGCAUGGGAGGAUUGGUG